Symbiodinium necroappetens is the source of this 1122-nucleotide messenger RNA. The record is from the annotation of a GenBank genome assembly. Lineage: Eukaryota; Dinophyceae; Suessiales; Symbiodiniaceae.
AUGCCCAGAGCAGCGCAGACAUUCAAGCAGGCCGAUCUCACCCGCGUUUACAAGGGUAUCGCGGCGGCUGGCAUUGCGCCGGAGCAGGUCGAAGUGGUGAUCACACCUACCGGCAUUUUGGUUCGUGCUGUCGUGAAGCGCACGGCCCUACCCAAAUACGUCACGCGGUUUGUCGAUCGGCACGGCAAGCCGCGCUAUCGCUUUCGUAAGAAAGGCCAAACCCCUCGAUAUAUUCAAGCCGAAUUUGGCAGCGCCGAAUUCGAUGCAGAGUAUGAUGCUUGCCUUCGGGGCGAGGCUGCACCCAAGAUCGAAGUUGGCAAGGGCCGGAUCAAGCCCGGCACCAUUGCCGAUCUGAUUCGGCGAUACUACGCGGCUCCGGAAUUCAUGGGGCUGGCCGACAGCACCAAAUCGACCUACCGAAACCAACUGGACCGCUUCCGCGAGCAGCACGGCACCAAGCCUGCGCGCCUCAUCGAGCGCCGUCAUAUCAAGGCGAUCAUCGGUGGAAUGGCAGACAGGCCGGGAGCGGCAAACAGCCUGCUCGCGCGUAUCAAGCUCCUGAUGAAAUUCGCUAUCGAGGAAGGCAUGCGCCGCGACAAUCCCGCGUUAGGUGUGCGGGGCUUCAAGGCCAAGGGCGACGGCUUCCACUCCUGGACAGACGAUGAAAUUUCCAAGUUCGAAGCAACUCACGCCACUGGCUCCAGGGCGCGCCUGGCCAUGGCGCUGCUGCUCUACACCGGCCAGCGGCGCUCUGACGUCAUCCGCAUGGGUCAUCAGCAUGUGAGUAAGGGGCGAAUUCAGGUGCGCCAGCAAAAGACUGGGGCGGGACUUUGGAUACCGAUCCACCCCGAUCUGGUGGCGAUCAUCGCCGCCACGCCUCGGACCAACCUCACAUUCGUCACCACAGCGCAGGGUAAGCCGUUCAGUGCGGCAGGCUUUGGCAACUGGUUUCGCGAGUGCUGCGACGACGCGGGCUUGCCCCAGUGCAGCGCUCAUGGGCUGCGGAAGGCGGCGGCGCGCCGACUCGCUGAGGCAGGCUGCUCCAAUCAGCAGAUCAAAUCCAUCACCGGCCAUCAGACAGAGGCGGAAGUUGCACGCUACACGCGCGCCGCUGAGCAAGAA